Messenger RNA from Gongylonema pulchrum, 252 nucleotides. The record is from the annotation of a GenBank genome assembly. Lineage: Eukaryota; Metazoa; Nematoda; Chromadorea; Rhabditida; Gongylonematidae.
AUGGAAGAGACAGUAUUGCAAGAUGCAGUGCGGCAUGCUAUUUCCUAUCACGACAUUCAGGAUGUUGUUGGUCUCUCAAAACAUCCAUCCACUGCAACUGUCCAACUGCCAGAAACAAAACGAGCCGAAAUAAUUUUGACGGAUAGAUAUUUAACGUGGAAUUUAACACUUAAAGAACUUCGAGGGGUCAAGACGUUGGACAAAGCAAAAGGUGAUCCGCCGUUUCUGAACAAGUGCGUAACUGAAAAGUAG